Notolabrus celidotus (New Zealand spotty) is the source of this 2688-nucleotide messenger RNA. RefSeq names its product regulator of G protein signaling 14b (gene rgs14b). The transcript is spliced from 15 exons. Gene Ontology annotation, molecular function: GTPase activator activity. Gene Ontology annotation, biological process: signal transduction. Bases 85 to 1899 code for a protein of 604 amino acids. Lineage: Eukaryota; Metazoa; Chordata; Actinopteri; Labriformes; Labridae. The record is from RefSeq and is a predicted model, not a curated record.
ACACAGGUGGAUGGAAGCUGUUAAUUAGUCCGACCUGACUGUCGCUCCUUUCUCCUCGCAGUAACUGCGUUUGUUUUCUUGACGAUGGUUGCUUUCAGAGGACUUUGCCACAGGUUCUCCCGCCUGGCAGUAAAUACCGCAAAAAAGCAAGUCCGGAAAUAUGACAAAUGGUGCACCACUGGAACCUUGGCGUAUUUCAAGAGCCAGGCAGUGUCAGACGGAGAGUUGAACAUGUCUGCACGAGGCUGUGGAGGCAGCAGCACCAGCCUUCCAGGAACACCAUGCGGAGAGGCCGGCCCAGCCAACAGCGUGAUGAGCUGGGCCGUCUCAUUCGAGAAGCUGCUGGAGGACCCCCGGGGUGUCCAACACUUCACGGCCUUUUUGAGGUCUGAGGUGAGUGAAGAGAACAUUUUAUUCUGGCAAGACUGUGAAAAGUUUCAGAAGCUGCCAUCCACCGCUUUAGAUAAGCUGAAGGCAGCAGCUCGAUCCAUCUAUGACACCUACCUGUCAGACAACGCUCCCCACUCAGUCAACAUUGAUGACACAGCCAAGACAGAGGAGAAGGACCUGGAGCAGCCCACCCCUGACAUGUUUAACAAGGCUCAAACACAGAUAUUUAAACUGAUGAAGAUGGACUCCUACAGGCGCUUUGUACGCUCUCCUCUUUACCAGAGCUGCACCCUGGCAAGUGUUGAUGGCAAACUUCUACCUCAACUCUGCAAUGAGCCAGUUCGCAUGGGAUCCUGGGAGGAAGUAACACCUAGAAGCCCCUCGAUUGCUGGCAAAAAGAUAAACAUGUCAGACUCAAGCAGUUUCUCAGGGGGGAAGAGUGCCUCAGAGAAACGGCACCAGAAAAGAGGAUCUUGGGGAGAUCCAUCCAACAUGCGUGGUUUAGUCCCCAGGACAGACUUCCAUCUGUCAGUCAAAUCAAACAGCAGUGUGGAGCUUAGCUCCCCCUACAGGCAGCUAGAGAAUGGCAGAUCGAGUCCCAGGUCUCUAGAGCAGGGUGGUGGAGGUGGAGGUGGGGGUCGGAUAGGUGUGGAGGGGGGCUACUGCUGUGUGUAUCUACCUGAUGGCAGUGCCUCUCUGGUCCCCACACCUAAUGGUCAACCUAUCAAAGAUAUGUUGGCCAGCCUAUGUGAGAAGAGAGGCUUCCCACUGAAAGAUGUCAUCAUUUACCUUCAAGGCAAGGACAAGCAGCGCUUAUUACUGGACCAGGACUGCUCCGUACUGAGGGAUAAACAAGUCACUCUAGAGCUCAGGGUGACGUUCGCACUGGAGAUUGCCUUCACUGGUAAGACAUUCCAGAUCCAGGUGAAAUCCAGUAAAUUGCUGCAGGAUGCUCUCUCAACGGUUCUGCAGAAACACCAACUCAAACUGCAAGACGUAAUGGUGACCAUGACUGGAAGUGAGGAGCCUGUAAACAUGAGCAGCUCUGUGUUUAGACUGGCCAACAAGACUCUGCGGCUUGAUAAAACCAAAGCAGGAAAAGACCGAAUCAGUGGUUCAGCUGCAGCCACACAGUGUGGAGCAGGGGGUGCUGGAGGUAUGGAGGCCCGGUCUUCACCGCAAAUGAACAGAGCAAAGAGUCACCCCAGACCCAGUAAGAACCGCGACAUGGAUGGGUUUCUGGACAUGCUGACGAGGGCUCAGGGCUGCAGGGUUGAUGACCAACGGGGCCUUUUGACCAAAGAGCAGCUGGAGAUCCCUCAGUUCCUGCAGGUUCCCUCAAAAGAGGGGCAGGACGCAGCAGCAGCAGAAGCAGACGAGCCAAGCACAACCAGCUCCACCUCUGCAGACUCCAAACUAGAAGAAAAAUUAACUUCUGGUGAAGCCACCUCUGAAUCUCCUGAUUCUGCUGUAUCGGAAACCAAAGACUUAAAGGAAACAGCAGUUUGAAAGACUUUUGUGGAAUUGAAUACAAACAUGACCAAAAGCUACUUCAAACAUCUCACAACAUCAUGGGACCAAUCAUGUCAGGAGAUAGGAACUUAUUUUGAGUGUAAAAUGGUCAAGCACUUUUUAAAAUACAUUACGAAUAAGCUUUGAGAUAGCAGUGUGUGACCAUACAAGAAACUAAUAAUUGGACCCUUGAGGAAAUAUAGAAGAAUUUCUGGUGUCAUUUCAAACACUACACAUCUGACUAAAAAAAGGUUUGCUAUGAAUUUUUUUGAUGGUCCAAAACUGUUUGAAAAGAAGUUUUAGCGCAAUAGUUCACCUUCAAGCCACUGUGUUUGCUUUAACGCUCCCUGGUCCAAACUUUUUUUAGUUCACGGAUAUUACAUUUCUCAUUAUCUCUCCUUUCUUUGAACUCUAACAUAUUUCUUCACAGGACUGUCCAUGGCAGUGUUCUGCGGUGUGUUGCACAUUUGUUUUGUAUUUGAAUUAACCUUAUUGAAUAUUUUUUACUGAGAUGUGUUUUUCCUAUUUUAAGUGACUACUUUUCAUUUUGUGUGCUUGGUUGAGAUUUUAAAGGAAUGUUUGUAUUUAAAAACUCAUUUGUUUGUUGUGAAGGAACUUAGAGAAAUGCUGGUCAAGUCCUGUUUACCUGUCAUAUCAGACUACAUCUCAGGGUCCAGAGCAUAAAAAAAGUAAUGUGAUCAAACAGGGGGUGAAUAAGACAAUGUGAGCAUGAAAUGUAUCCCACAGGGUAUCCCCAAAGAAUUAAAGUGUUUUGUGAUUAAUUGA